Polyodon spathula (Mississippi paddlefish) is the source of this 1609-nucleotide messenger RNA. RefSeq names its product nuclear receptor subfamily 5 group A member 2-like. Bases 7 to 1593 code for a protein of 528 amino acids. Gene Ontology annotation, molecular function: zinc ion binding; RNA polymerase II cis-regulatory region sequence-specific DNA binding; nuclear receptor activity. The transcript has 7 exons. The record is from RefSeq and is a predicted model, not a curated record. Gene Ontology annotation, cellular component: RNA polymerase II transcription regulator complex. Gene Ontology annotation, biological process: regulation of transcription by RNA polymerase II; hormone-mediated signaling pathway; tissue development. Lineage: Eukaryota; Metazoa; Chordata; Actinopteri; Acipenseriformes; Polyodontidae.
AAGGUGAUGGACUACACGUAUGACGAAGAUCUGCAAGAAAUGUGCCCAGUUUGCGGUGAUAAAGUUUCAGGAUACCAUUAUGGCCUGCUGACUUGUGAAAGUUGUAAGGGUUUUUUCAAGAGAACAGUGCAGAAUAAUAGACGUUACACUUGCACUGAAAACCAGGACUGUAAAAUUGAUAAAACACAAAGAAAAAGAUGUCCCCUUUUUUCUACAGGGAAGACAGCCAAUGGAGGGAAAAGGCUGACAGCUGUCCGCGCUGAUCGAAUGCGAGGGGGAAGAAACAAAUUUGGACCCAUGUACAAGCGGGACAGAGCUCUCAAGCAGCAGAAGAAAGCCUUGAUACGCGCCAAUGGCUUUAAGAUAGAGACCACCCCUCAGAUGGUCUCCCCAGUCCAGACGGACUACCCCCUGCCAGGCAACAUGCAUGGGAUUCACACUGUUUCCAAAAGCAUGCCUCCCACCGCUCCAAUGGUCUCCCCAGUCCAGACAGACUACCCCCUGCCAGGCAACAUCCAUGGGAUUCACACUGUUUCCAAAAGCAUGCCUCCCACCGCUCCGAUGGUCUCCCCAGUCCAGACGGACUACCCCCUGCCAGGCAACAUCCAUGGGAUUCACACUGUUUCCAAAAGCAUGCCUUCCACCGCUCCAUCCUCAGUGACCCCCACAGACUAUGAGCGCAGCCCCUAUGGACCACCAUCACUUGGCUUGGCAAUGCAGAGCCACAGUGUGCUUCCAGGCUACCAGUACGCCUCAUUUCCCAGCCGAGUCAUAAAGUCUGAAUACCCGGACCACUACACCAGCUCUCCAGAAUCCCUGGCAGGCUACCACUAUCCUGAUGCUUACCAGACCAGCUCUCCGCCCAGUAUCCCCACCCUCAUCUUGGAGUUUCUCCGCUGCGACCCAGAUGAGAUUCAGGUGCAGAAUAAGAUCCUAGCCUACCUGCAACAGGAGCAGGCCAGCAGAAACAAGCAUGAGAAGCUCAACACCUUUGGUCUCAUGUGUAGGAUGGCAGACCAGACUCUAUUUUCUAUUGUUGAGUGGGCUAGAAGUUGUAUAUUCUUCAAAGAACUAAAGGUAGGAGAUCAAAUGAAGCUGCUGCAUAACUGCUGGAGUGAGCUGCUAGUGCUGGACCACAUCUUCAGACAAGUGCAGCAUGGCAAGGAAGGCAGUAUUCUCCUGGUGACGGGCCAAGAGAUUGAGCUGGCUGUGGUGGCAGCCCAGGCUGGAGUGACUCUCAGUAACCUUGUGCUGAGAGCGCAGGAGUUAGCCGCUACGUUACAGACCCUCCAGGCUGACAGAAGGGAGUUUGCCUGCUUCAAAUUUCUCAUCCUUUUCAAUCCUGACGUGAAGCUUUUGGAAAACCACCACUUGGUAGAGAGUGUCCAGGAGCAAGUCAACGCUGCCCUCCUGGAGUACACCAUGUACAACUACCCACAGUUCGGGGACAAGUUUGGACAGCUGUUGCUACAGUUCCCAGAGAUCCGCUCCCUCAGCACUCAGGCGGAAGAGUACCUGUACUACAAGCACCUGAGCGGGGAGGUGCCCUGCAACAACCUGCUCAUAGAGAUGCUCCACGCCAAGCAGGCCUGAGACCCCGCAGCAGAGC